CUCGAGCUGUCGGCCAAACCUGAGCUCCGGCGGUUGUGAGUGCUUCCCCUCCCCCCCAACCACACACGCACGCAUACAACCUCCCCGCGUCAAUAUGGGUCUGCAGCAAUGUGGGACGUGAAUUUAAAAACAAGAUUCUUCUCCCCCUCCCUUUUCUAUUUUUCUCCCCUAUCUUUUUCCUCUCUUUUCUCUUCUACUCGUAGAUGGUUUCAAGUGGACUUCCGGCUGACUUUUCAAAUAUGAAGGAGAUGAUUGGCGGCUGUUGCGUUUGCUCAGACGAGAGAGGCUGGGCUGAAAACCCCCUCGUUUACUGUGACGGACACGGUUGUAAUGUUGCCGUUCAUCAAGCAUGUUAUGGCAUUGUGCAAGUACCCACUGGACCGUGGUUUUGCAGAAAAUGUGAAUCGCAGGAGAGAGCCGCUCGAGUGAAAUGUGAACUUUGCCCUCAUAAGGAUGGCGCUCUCAAGAGGACCGACAACGGAGGUUGGGCCCAUGUGGUUUGUGCACUUUAUAUUCCAGAGGUGCAGUUUGCAAAUGUCACUACAAUGGAACCCAUUGUGCUACAGUAUGUUCCCCAUGAACGCUUCAACAAGACUUGCUACAUUUGUGAGGAACAAGGCCGUGAAAGCAAAGCAGCAACCGGUGCUUGUAUGACUUGUAAUAAGCAUGGAUGUCGACAGGCUUUUCAUGUGACUUGUGCACAGCUGGCAGGACUUCUGUGUGAAGAAGAAGGUUCGGAAGCUGAUAACGUUAAAUACUGUGGCUAUUGUAAAUACCAUUUUGGCAAAUUGAAACAGAAAGACAGAGACAAAUACAGGCAACAAAAAAUCAAAAAGUCUUUGGAUUUGUCAUCUACAGUUCCAUCUCUCACUGUGACAACUGAAAAGACUUAUACAAGUACUAGCAGUGGAUUUAUAUCAGGCUCCUUGAAGAGGUUGGAAGAAACCACUGCUCGAUUUACAAAUGCAAAUUUCCAAGAGGUAUCUACUCACCCUUCAAGCGGGAAUGAAAAUGCUGAGAUUAAAGGAUUGGAGGCGAAAGGGAAGAAAUCUGGAGGACAUGGCUCCAGUCAGAGGGGAAGGAAACCAGCCACUGCGAAGAAUUCAGCUUGUCCAUCUGUUACAACAGCAUCGCCGAGUCCUUUUCCACAAGGCAGUCUACUAGGAACCCCAACCAGUGUAAAAUCAUCUAGCAGUUCAGUCCAAUCACCACAAGAGUUUCAAACUUUCACUGAACCGGAUACAAGAACUGAUGGUUACAGUCAUUCACAACAGUCCUCAACCAGAGAGACAACUAAGGGAGAAACUCUUGACCAAGAAAGGACUUUGAUCAAUGCUAGUCUUGUGCUGGGCCUCCCACUGACAUCAUCUGGACCUCCUCAAACAAUAAACAUUGAACACUCAAAGAGUGUUUGUGGAGAUUAUGACAUCUCUGAUGUUACUACUGUGACAUCAAGUACUGUACCAGGGUAUAAAAGAGCUCAAACUUCAGUCAUGGAGGAAGAGAUAGUAAAAGGAAAAAAACGAAAAGGAAAUAAAAAGUACAAGCAUGGACCUGGCAGACCAAAAGGAAGUAAAAAUAAGGAUAGCAUUUCCCAGCUGUCUCUCUCUUCUGCAUCACCAUCAUCAUCUGUUACAUCUGCUGCAGGAAGUGUGGCAAGUGCAAAUCUGCAGAAAUCUCCAUCUCUGCUCAGGAAUGGAAGUUUACAGAGUCUAAGUGUCAGCUCAUCUCCAGCUGGUUCAGGUGUUUACACAAGUAGUGAUGUACCAGUUUCACUGCAGAAUACACUACCAGGCUCAAGCUGCAGUACUCCACUUUCCAGUUCUAUUUUACCUCCACAAAGUACAACCCAUUCACAGAUGAGCACAUCACCUUUGGCCACUGUUUCUGUUGCAACUAUGGUUUCUACAACCCAGGCAAGUGCACUUCCUGGAUCUUCUUUUAAUCUUGCACCAUCUCACAUGUUUGGAAAUCGACUAAAUCCCAACUCAGCAAUGGCAGCUCUUAUUGCACAGUCUGAGACCAAUCAAGCAGUUCCUGCUUAUUCUACAUUAACUUCAGUAGCAGGAGCACAUCAAAAACUGAAGGCCGUCUUGGAGGACAACAUGCCUGACCUCUACUGUGGUAGGGACCACGGGCACAGAAAUCACGAAUUGGACAAUAACCGCAAUCUUCCUGGGAGGAGCAGUUCACCAAGAGGAAGUCUUUCACCACGAUCUCCUGCAAGUGGCUUACAAAUUCGUUAUGAUCAGUCAAGUAACAGUGUCUUGGAGAAUCUGCCACCAGUUGCAUCAAGCAUAGAACAGUUAUUGGAAAGACACUGGAAUGAAGGGCAGCAGUUUCUUUUGGAACAGGGCAGUCCUGGAGAAGUUAUGGGAAUGUUGAAAUCACUGCAUCAACUUCAAGUUGAAAAUCGGCAACUGGAGGAGCAAAUUAAGAAUUUGACAGCUAAGAAAGAGCGCCUCCAGCUACUAAAUGCUCAGCUUUCAGUACCUUUUCCUGUCAUGAGUUCAAAUACCAGUCCAACAACUCAAAUACACCCAUUCACAGUACAGACUGUCCACAACGCAACUUCCUUGCACAGCAGUAAAGGUCCACAUUUGAGCAACAGUUUUCUGCCUGAAAGCACACUUCCAAUGCAAAUCCAGGAACGAACUUCCAGUGGACAUAGUACUAGCAGUUCUUCUCUUGCCAGUCCACCUUCAACUGGACAGAGCCCAGCUCUGCAAGGAUCAGGAAUUCAUCAGGUUAACUGUAUGUCAGGAGCACUAGCUAGUGGUAUGCAAACAAUGGCCUCCACCAUUCCCACAAUGUCUUCAGUAGGUGGGUUAAUGGGAACUUUACCAGGAAACCAGCUGGCAAUCAAUGGAUUUGUGGGUACUUUGAAUGGAGUUAUACAGACCCCCGUGUCAAUAUCACAAAACCCAAAUCCGCUAUCGCAUGCAGCUGUGCCACCUAAUGUAACUGUUCCAUUAUCUACCAAUUUAAGCCAUAGUGUGCCAGGAUUGAGUUUACUCUCUGAGCAGAGACAACUGUUAUUUCACCAACAGCAACAGCCACUUCAACAAUUGUUGCCAUCCCAGCAGCUUACUCCAGAACAGCAUCAAGCUCUGUUUUAUCAGAUAAUGCAGCAACAACACCACCACCAACAUCAACAUGAGCUACAGCAGCUGCAAAUCACUGGAACAACACAGAUCCCUAUGAAUAAUCUGCUGGCAAGCGCCCAGACGCAACCACUUCACUCAGCCCCAUCCAAUCCUUUCAUAUCCAUUCAUAGUGAAACGUCCACACCAAAAGUUGCAAGGCUCAGUGACAAAGGUAGUAGCCCUGUCACACAGGAAAAAAGUUGACACAGGAUUUUUAAAUUCCAGAAUGUGUCUGUCCAGUUGAUACAGCAGUUCAGCCAGCUGCAGAGUGGAUGAAUCUUACUCGAUGUGUAGUAGAAAGAGCUAAAGGAGAGUAGCAAAUACACUGAUAGCCUCCAUAUAUGAACGUAUACCCCAAAUAACUUUCACAAGAUGUUCCUAUAUCAUCACAUUUGGUUUACGAGUCUUGCAGCUUGAUUGCACUAAUAUGUUAGCUCACUUGAGUGACAUUGGGCAUCGAGGAAUCUGAAAAAUGAACUUGUUUUCAACUUCAUUGGUAAAACUUGAAUCAUUCAGUUUUGUGCUUGUCUUGAACUAUUUUGAUGGCAGUAAAAUUAUGAUUUUUAAAAUAAAAUUUAUCUUUUAAAUGACAAAUGCAAAUUGCAUUGCAAAAAAAAGCGACAAAGGAAUUGUUCCUGGUUCUGCAGAUGUGACAGGCAUGGCUUGGGAUUUGCAUCACCUGAGUUUUACAUUGCAUGCAUUUUUUGUUGUGUCCUGUUCCUUUGCUGUGAAUGUGGUAUGCUUCCAGGACCACUGCUAGCAUAGCUACUCAGUUGUGGUGCAAAAGGCAUCUAAGAUUUUUUUGGCCACUGGGGGACCAGAUCAAUCUAUAGAGUGGAAGAAAUGGAUUAGCCUGCCACCAGGGAAGGUUCCUUUGAGGGAUGCGUUGGCUGUCAGCCUAACCAAGUGCCUGUUGCUAGGUCCAUUGUGAAAUAGCUCUGGAUAGCUGAGUAUGCACUCGAUCAGAAUUCCUGUCACAGCAGCAGGAAUUUUCAAUAGUACAUCAUCUUCCUUCUCAGAAGGAAUUCCCAGCUCUUUUCAUGGCCAAACCAGUUUGAACAGUCUGUAGACCAACCCCCUCUACAUACCCAACUGCAAGAGUGUUUGAAGUUAAGUCUCAAGGUUGAAUGUUGCAGUUUGUAUCUCUCAUCUGUAAAUAUGCUUUGGUGAAUUUCAGUAAUUGUGGAGAAAAAUUGAAAUAUAAAACCUCAAUAUUUUGGUUUGUGAUAUUUCUAACUAGCAGUUGUGCAGUUGACUGGAAGAGUAUUGUUUUAUUAAUUUAUUUUUAUACAUACAGGGGAAUUUUAGAAAACAUUAAAACCAACUGGAUUUUGUAGAUAUUUACAAAGAAAGCUCAGUGUGGUUCAUUUUAGAUUCUUACUUUCAACCCACUGGUUGUUCUGUAACAAACUUUGUACAGAUUUUGAAGAUAUUUGCUGUAGUGUUUAUUUUACUUAGUUGUAAAAUAUCAAAUGUAUUAAAGAAUGAUAUAUAAAACUGUCUCAGCAAUGAUUGUUAAUACUCAUGGGCAUUACUAUUUGCUAAUGAUUGUGGGACUAAAACAGUGAAUACAAUUUAGUAGUCACAGAAAAUAUAUCUGAUGUUAAUGAUUUCUUUACUGCCUUCCAUGGCCUACAGUAAAAUUAGCUGCCAUUUUAUUUAUUUGUUGUUUAAAUAAUAGUGCUGUUGUAUAAAUAUUUUCCAAGUGGUUUUUGAAUUCCAAAGAAAUUCUACUGAUGUUUUAACAGUUUUUGUAUGUUCAGCUUUUCAGCUGCCCUAUUGCACAUGAAAAAUUAAGUUAUCGCAAAGUUAAUUCUCUGCAUAUAAAAGAAAAUUAAAUUCUUAAGUUUUUUUAAA
Molecule: messenger RNA, 5003 nt
Organism: Carcharodon carcharias (great white shark)
Lineage: Eukaryota; Metazoa; Chordata; Chondrichthyes; Lamniformes; Lamnidae
Gene: mllt10
Product: MLLT10 histone lysine methyltransferase DOT1L cofactor
Exons: 20
Coding region: 204-3350 (1048 amino acids)
Biological process (GO): regulation of transcription by RNA polymerase II
Cellular component (GO): nucleus
Molecular function (GO): histone binding; nucleosome binding
Source: RefSeq, a predicted model, not a curated record